This is a messenger RNA of Heterostelium album PN500, 840 nucleotides long. RefSeq names its product EMC3/TMCO1 family protein (gene tmem111). NCBI's taxonomy places the organism in Eukaryota, Evosea, Eumycetozoa, Acytosteliales, Acytosteliaceae. The record is from RefSeq and is a predicted model, not a curated record. Gene Ontology annotation, cellular component: membrane; EMC complex. The transcript has 4 exons. Gene Ontology annotation, biological process: protein folding in endoplasmic reticulum. The coding region runs from base 1 to 840 and encodes 279 amino acids.
AUGAUUGAAGAAACAAUUGUUUUAGAUACAUCUAUUAGAAAUUGGGUAGUGAUACCUAUUCUUUUUGUAUUGUUUAUAGUUAGUGCUUUAAAGAGUAAUAUAGCAGGUUUGAUGUCUCAAACUGAAAGAAAACAAAAUCUACAGAAUGUAAUGGAAGUACAAACAUUAAUGAGAGCAAGAAGAUUAGCAGCAAACUAUAAUAGAAUACCAUCAUUUUCAUUUAAUAUGAGAAAAGCUUAUUUUACAAACAAAGAAUCAGGAUUAUUUGCAUUGAAAGAGAAUAAUGCACCAAGCAAUCCAAUGGGUGCAUUGGGUAAUGCGUUCAAAGAUCAAUCCGGUAUGACAGAUAUGUUGAAGGGUAACAUUGUCAAUGUGGUUCCACAGAUCGGUUUGAUGACAUGGGUCAAUCAUUUCUUCUCUGGUUUCGUAGCGGUCAAGAUUCCAUUCUUUCCUCUAACUAUUCGUUUCAAGACUUUUCUGCAGCGUGGCAUUGAGUUGUCGUCACUCGAUGUCUCCUAUGUAAGUUCACUCAGUUGGUAUUUCCUUUGUUGGUUCGGUCUCGAAGGUAUCAACUCACUGCUACUACAAGAGAGACCGAUCCUCAACGAACAACUCUUACAAUCUACUGUCGAACAAGGUUUACCACCACAACAGACACCAGUACAUCAACUCUAUACAUCGGAGCGUGAGAACAUCGAACUCAUUCAACAUGAAUCACUUAUGGAUAACGUAGAGCAACGUUAUCUCUAUAAACUACAGAAUAAAUCGAUGCCAACAAAACCAACACCAACAACAUCAUCUUCAUCUUCAUCAUCAAUCGAUCAACAAUCGGUUUAUUAA